Messenger RNA from Alternaria rosae, 1723 nucleotides. Its product is annotated as pyridoxal phosphate-dependent transferase. The record is from RefSeq and is a predicted model, not a curated record. Lineage: Eukaryota; Fungi; Ascomycota; Dothideomycetes; Pleosporales; Pleosporaceae. Gene Ontology annotation, molecular function: pyridoxal phosphate binding; identical protein binding; L-ornithine transaminase activity. The transcript is spliced from 3 exons. Bases 100 to 1611 code for a protein of 503 amino acids. Gene Ontology annotation, cellular component: cytoplasm.
CGCCGCUGCUUCCGUCUCCUGCAUCCUCAACUCACGCUCCAGAGCAGCAACGAUCCCCUUCCCCACUACCCCACGUUAGCAUCAGCACCGUCAACCAUCAUGGCUCCUGGCGCAAUUCAGAAUGACACAGCUGCGGCAAAUGGAAACAGCACCACGCUGAAGCCCACUGCCCGCUCCUUCCACCCCACAGGCACCCCAGAUCCCUCCAAGUACCACUCGGCGUCGUCGCAAGAUGCCAUCAAGACAGAGGCCGACUUCGCAGCGCACAACUACCACCCCCUUCCCAUUGUCUUCUCAAGAGCAAGCGGUUGCAGCGUUUGGGACCCCGAGGGCAAGCACUAUCUCGACUUCCUCUCCGCCUACAGCGCCGUCAACCAGGGCCACUGCCACCCCGAACUUGUCAAGGCCCUCACUGAGCAAGCCUCGCGGUUGACUCUGAGCAGUCGCGCCUUCUACAACGAUGUGUUCCCUCGCUUUGCCGAAUAUGCCACCAAGCUGUUCGGCUUCGACAUGAUCCUUCCCAUGAACACUGGCGCAGAGGCGGUUGAGACAGCCGUCAAGGUCGCGCGCAAAUGGGGAUACAAAGUCAAGGGUAUCCCGCAGAACGAGGCGCUGGUCUUCUCUGUAGAAGAGAACUUCCACGGACGGACAUUUGCCGCCAUUACCAUGUCUACCGACCCCGAGUCUCGCGACAACUACGGCCCUUACCUCCCGGGUAUUGGAAGCGCGUGCCCCGCCACUGGCAAACCACUCCGUUACAACAAUGUUGACGAUGUGCGGGAAGCAUUCGAGAAGCAUGGAAAGAACCUAGCUGCUUUCCUGGUCGAGCCCAUUCAAGGUGAGGCUGGUAUCGUGGUGCCAGAUGACAGCUACCUGCGAGAAGUGAGGGCACUCUGCGAUAAGCACAACGUCCUGCUCAUCUGCGACGAGAUUCAAACGGGUAUUGCGCGGACAGGCAAGAUGCUCUGUCACGAGUGGAGUGGCAUCAAGCCUGAUUUGGUCCUGCUGGGCAAGGCUAUCUCAGGUGGCAUGUACCCUGUUUCGUGCGUUCUCGGCUCGAAAGAGGUCAUGCUUACUAUCGAACCUGGUACUCACGGUUCAACUUACGGCGGCAACCCUCUCGGCUCUGCCGUCGCGAUCCGGGCUCUUGAACUCAUCGAAGAAGAGAACAUGGUUGAGCGCGCUGAGACAUUAGGCAACAAGUUUCGAGAAGGCCUCAAGAAUAUCAACAACCCCAUGAUCAAGAUCAUUCGUGGAAAGGGCUUGUUGAACGCCAUUGUCAUCGACGAAAGCAAGACAAACGGACACAGCGCGUGGGAUCUCUGUAUGCUCUGCAAAGAGAAGGGAUUACUGGUAGGAAGAGCCCUCAAGAUUAUGCAUGUGAAAGAGGUUGACGGUGCUGACUCUGAUGGACAGGCGAAACCAACACACCAAAACAUCAUUCGCCUCGCGCCACCGCUUGUUAUCACUGAACAAGAGAUUGAAUCGGCUUUGUCGAUUCUCAAGGAGGCUAUGGAGGAGCUGCCAAACCUCAAAGGCGAGAAAGAGAAGGAAGUACUCACCUCAGCUGUUGGGCUGGAGAAGAACGUCCAUAUAGGAGUGGAUAACUAGGAACAUUGUCAGUUCCUUGCGAUACCCCGUACGACUGAUUUGAAGCUAUGACUGCUGUAGACCUGUAAACAGGUCAUCCUUCGUUGCUCCACCAUCAAGGACAUGGAUACGA